This is a messenger RNA of Cutaneotrichosporon oleaginosum, 735 nucleotides long. RefSeq lists its product as uncharacterized. The record is from RefSeq and is a predicted model, not a curated record. NCBI's taxonomy places the organism in Eukaryota, Fungi, Basidiomycota, Tremellomycetes, Trichosporonales, Trichosporonaceae.
AUGUCCGACCUUAAGGGAAAGAAUGUGAUCAUCACCGGCGGUGGAAAGAACCUCGGCGCGCUCAUCGCCGAGACGCUCGCGGCGAAGGGCGCCAACGUCGCGAUCCACUACAACUCGCCCGGCUCCAAAGAUGAAACGGAGGCGACGCUGGCCAAGCUCAAGCAGGCGGGGGUAAAGGCCGUGGCGAUCCAAGCGAACAUGGAGUCGGCGGGCGCCGUGCAGAAGCUGUUCAAGGACGCGCUGGCUGGCCUCGGCGUGUCCAAGUUCGACAUCGCGAUCAACACUGUCGGCAAAGUGCUCAAGAAGCCGCUGCUGGAAAUCAGCGAGGCCGAGUACGACUCGAUGUUCGCGAUCAACGCCAAAGCCAACUUCUUCUUCAUCCAAGAGGCGGCCAAGGCGCUGAACGACGGCGGCGCGAUCAUCAGCAUCGUCACGUCCCUCCUCGGCGCCUUCACGGGUUUCUACAGCACGUACCAGGGCUCCAAGGCGCCCGUGGAGUGGUUCACCAAGGCGGCGGCGAAGGAACUUAUGCCGCGCGGGAUCCGCGUGAAUGCCAUCGCACCGGGGCCCAUGGACACGCCCUUUUUCUACCCCCAAGAGGAGGACGCGGCGGUCGAGUAUCACAAGUCGCAGGCGCUCGAAGGCCGCCUGACGGACAUCAAGGACAUUGCCAAGCUCGUCGCGUUCAUGGCUGAGGAUCGGUGGAUCAACGGGCAGGUCAUCUUCUGUGAGUGA